AUGAAGCUCACAACAGUCGUAUUAUUAGUGAUAAUUUCGCUUGUAUCUGCUAACUCGGGUGUGGAGAAAACUUACACGAAUUUGGUAAAAAUUGUGGGUGAUUUUAGAAAUGCGUUUCGAGCCUUCAACAUUUUUAUCGCUAGAAGUGAACCAUCUGGAGAACUUCCCGUGUCCACAGCAUUUGUGACAAUGCUCAAACUCUUUUCGAAGCAAAACGUUUUCUCGAUGAUAACUACAAUCAGGGACAUCUCUAAAAAUCUUGCCUACUACGAUAAGCGAAUGACUACGCCUUAUUUCGUGAUCAUCAUCAGAUCAGUGUCAGAUUUCAACGAUUUCGCGAAGGUUACCAGACAGAGCAACAUGAACCUUUAUCAAAUGUUGAUGAUUUUCUCGGAGAACAUGAAAGCACUAUGUCUUAGACCCGAAGGCAAUCCUUUCAAUCUGGUUUUGGACUCCAGGUUUCUCAUCAAAUGCCUAGGACACCCUCUUAUCAGAGAAUGGUACUCUAUGUAUCCAAACCAAACGAUAAUAAACGAACUUCUCGAAUGGAACAGCAUAGAUCCUGGAUUCAAGUGGCUAACCAACUUGACCUUCUACGAAAGACGAAAUUCACUCAACAACAUGAGCUUACGGGUCACGAUGACGGAGAAUGAAAAGUUGACGGGCUUCUUCGGCCAAAUUCUGGAUGAGAUUUCGAAGCUUGCAAAUUUCCACAUUGAUAUACAGCCUUACGAAAUUUCUCCAGGCUCUUAUGAUCCAGUAACGAAAAAGUGGUCUGGAGUAAUGGGAAAGCUCGAUGAAAAAAAAACCGACGUAGGAGUCGGCCAGUUUACCGUUACUCAGGAGAGACUCGAUAUCGUCCAUUUUUCAGUUCCAAUCAUUGCCUCGAAGUCUACUUUUUAUCUUAAGAAAUCACACACAUCUCAUGUGCUCUGGUCCAUGUAUUAUAAGGUGGCAUUUGGAGUGAAAGCUUCAUAUUAUUUAUUUAUCAUCUUUAUCAUAUCGCCGAUUCUACUGAGCUUCUCAACGACGAAAAGAAGUAAAAGAAGCUUUGGAGCCAACGCAUACGAAAACUAUUUCAACGUAUGGGGUAUUUUUUGUGCCAAAUCGACAGCAUUUCCCUCUCACGAAUCGGCAAGAAUCUUAUAUUAUUCACUGUGUCUCCUAUCGUUCAUGUUAUAUGCGAUAUACUCUGCACUACUAGUCAGUUACUUAACGAUAUUCAAACAAGAUAUGCCAUUCAACUCAAUGGAAGAAUUUACUGAUGCGAAGACACACAAAAUCAUAACGAUAAAAAAUACAAGCUUUAUGGAUUUAUUCAAGAUAUCUCAUGACACUUCGAUGAGAGAAUUGAACAGUUUCUUGAUGGAGGACAAGGAUCUGCCAACAACAUUACCGGCUGCUUUAAAUCAAAUAUGCGAAGCGAAUAAUCUCGUCCUUUACAUCGAUGAAAUAGUUUUGCGAAGCAACAAGAUCAACAUGGCAUGUGAGUUGAUUGCUUUGACUAGAGGAAAAUUAAGCAGCAUGGCAUUAGGUCUUCCAAAAAACAGUCCGUACGUUGGGCUAAUCAAUUAUCAGUAA
Nasonia vitripennis (jewel wasp) is the source of this 1581-nucleotide messenger RNA. RefSeq lists its product as uncharacterized. Gene Ontology annotation, cellular component: membrane. The record is from RefSeq and is a predicted model, not a curated record. NCBI's taxonomy places the organism in Eukaryota, Metazoa, Arthropoda, Insecta, Hymenoptera, Pteromalidae. Gene Ontology annotation, molecular function: glutamate-gated receptor activity. Bases 1 to 1581 code for a protein of 526 amino acids. The transcript is spliced from 7 exons.